This is a messenger RNA of Myxocyprinus asiaticus (Chinese sucker), 3037 nucleotides long. RefSeq names its product gastrula zinc finger protein XlCGF52.1-like. The record is from RefSeq and is a predicted model, not a curated record. The coding region runs from base 312 to 1559 and encodes 415 amino acids. Gene Ontology annotation, biological process: regulation of transcription by RNA polymerase II. Gene Ontology annotation, molecular function: DNA-binding transcription factor activity, RNA polymerase II-specific; RNA polymerase II transcription regulatory region sequence-specific DNA binding. The transcript has 2 exons. NCBI's taxonomy places the organism in Eukaryota, Metazoa, Chordata, Actinopteri, Cypriniformes, Catostomidae. Gene Ontology annotation, cellular component: nucleus.
AGAAGAUGAAGAAGAUACUAAGACACAAAAGAAAAAUAUAACCAUUUCAAAAUUGUUUGUUUAUUAUUCAUCUUCCCAUCAUUGGACAAUAGACAGCGGCAUGAUCGAAGAUAUGAAGUACUAUUAUCCAACAUCAGACUUUAAAUGAAACUCAUCAUAAUCCGGACUAAAUACAGUUUAAACAGCAAGUUUGGAUUCGUGUUUAUAAAUGUCAGGAGUAUCCUCAUCAUUCUAAAAGAAGACUUGUUUCAACAGGAACAGGAAUAACUCCAGGUGUUUCAACUGAGAUCUGCGGGAUAAAACAUUGUAAAAUGAUGUUUAUUAAAGAAGAGAGUGAGGACAUGAGUUAUCCAGAAUCAUGCAGUUCAAAUGUCAUGAAAAAUGAAGAUACUGAGGAACAAACAGACCUGAUGAAAUUGAAAGAGGAAAGUCAACAACUGAAUCAAGUGGAGGAGAAACACCAUCUGUUUCCGAGAGUUGAUGAUUUUGUAACUGGACAAAACUCACAAAAAAGAACUCAAAGACUGAGAGUAAAAAAAUCUUUCACCUGCCCUCUGUGUGGAAACAGUUUUUCAGAGAGAUGUCACCUUAAGAGACACUUGAAAAUCCACACUGGAGAGAAGCCUUUCACCUGCCCUCUUUGUAUGAAGAGUUUCAGAGAUAGAAGUAAUCUGCAGAGUCACAUGAGAAUCCACACUGGAGAGAAACCUUACACAUGCACUCACUGUAUGAAGAGUUUUAGAGACAACAGUCACCUUCAGAGACACAUAAGAAUGCACACUGGAGAAAAACCUUACACCUGCCAUCUGUGUGUGAAGAGUUUUACACGUAAAGGAAGUCUUAAGAUGCACAUUCGAAUUCACAAAGGUGAGAGGCCUUUCACCUGCCAUCAGUGUGGGAAUUCUUUCACACAGAAAGUAAAUCUAAAUAUGCAUAUUCAAAUUCACGAAGGUAAGAGGCCUUUUACCUGCCAUCAGUGUGGGAAUACUUUCACACGUAAAGGGAGUCUUUCUAAGCACAUGAGAAUUCACACUGGUGAGAAGCCUUACACAUGCCCUCACUGUGAGAAGAGUUUCAGACAGGCAUGCAAUCUCAAAAGUCAUCUAUCUGUGCAUUCUGGAGAAAAGUCAUAUAGCUGUGAUCAGUGCGGCAAAACAUUUUCUUCUGCAUCAAUCUUAAGAUCACACCGGAAAAUUCAUCCAAUUGAGAAGCCAUACUUGUGUUCAUUUUGUGGAAAGAGUUUUUCACAGCUGCACACUUUAAAAGAGCACCAGAACAUACAUACUGGUGUGAGAGAUCAUGUGUGCUCUGAGUGUGGGAAGGCUUUUCUCAGAGCUAACGACUUGGAACGUCACAAAAGAAUCCAUACUGGAGAAAAACCUUACAAGUGUUCACAUUGUGGAAAGAAUUUCAGUCAGUCAAGAACCCUAAAAGCACAUGAGAGAGUGCAUACUGGAGAUAAGCCAUACCACUGUACUUCAUGUGGGAAGAGUUUCACCCAAGCAAGUACUCUUCUGACUCAUAAUAAAAAAAAGCUUUGUCCAGAGUUUUCACAAUGAGCAAAGUUCAUCUUUGUGUUAUGUAAAUGUUGUGACAUUUCGAAAAACCAGAAGAUGGAAUUUCUCUCAAAAGAUUACAGUUAUAAAUAAAGUUGCAAGCAGCAAUUACAGGGCCAAACAUACCAAUGGCAAACAUUUUGAUUGAAUAUAGAAUUCCAGUGAUGAUUUUAAGUAGAGUGGUGGAAAAAGACAUGUUUAAUUACAAGUAGUGUCACACAACUGCUUUUAAGAUUCAACCAAUAGGUUGAGCUGUCACCAAAAUCAAUAUAGUAUUGUCAGGGCUUGGUCACAAUGCCAAUUUUCAUGUCAGUACGCCAAAACAUUCAUGAGGUACAGCCUCAAAUCCUUAUUGGCACCUUGCCAUGAAAUUGAUUGAUGCAUUACACAAGAAUGGCUUGAUCUAUCAAAAAGCUUUUCAUAACUUUUUGUCAUGAGUGUACCUAGGUGAUACAUGCCAAAUUUCAUGCAAACUGGAUAUAUGGCCAAGGAGGAGUUCGAAAAAGUAGGUUUUCAGUUAUAUUCAAAAUGGCGGACAGUUAGUAUGUCUGACUAUGGCAAAUCCGGCAUUAUACUCGGGAUGACCUAAGGAAGCUAAUUACACAAGUCUUAUGACAAUAGGCUAAAGUAAUCAGCCCCAUGUUAAUUUUAGUAUGUUUGCCAUCAAUUUUGUUGCAGCGGUACACGAAAACGGUUUGGUCUAUCAUCAUGAAUUCCAUCAUUUUUUGUCAUGAGUGUCUCUAGAUGAGUGGUUCUCAACCCUGUUCCUGGAGCCCCCCCCAAACACUUUUUGGAUAUCUCCCUAAUCAAACACACCUGAUUCAACUCAUCAGCUCGUUAGUGGAGACUCCAAGACCUGAACUGGGUGUGUCAGAAAAGGGAGAUAUACAAAAUGUGCUUUGUUGGGGGGCCUCCAAGAACAGGCUUGGGAACCACUGAUCUAGAUGUUAAGUGCAACAUUUUGAGAGAAUGGACAUACAGCCUAGCAGGAGCUCAAAAAAGUAGUUGUUUUUUCAAAAUGGUGGAAAAUCUAGUCAGGACUUGACUCAGCAUGAGCCAAAGAAUCAGAGGAAAUAUUUUUGUUUCUAGCCCUAACAGUUCAAAAGUUAUGAGCAUAAACUUACAUUAAGUGCAACUUUGAACAGUUGGUGGUGCUACAGGGUUUGAGUUAGAGACAGCAAAUUUGGGUCAGUUUUAGUUCAAUGUGUCAAUUUCACAACUUUCCUAAGGGUUUUAUGGGCUGCCGUAAACUUCGAGAGUGGGCGAAUAAUAAUAAUAAGAUGAAGAAAACUAAUGGAUACAAUAGGUGUCUAUGCACCAUUGGUGCUUAGCCCCUAAUUAUGUCAUUUAUUGUCAAUACUAGUGUAUAUUGUGCUAAAUUUUCAUGAAAACUCUCAAAUUGUAUAUUUUAUGUAAUGUGUUGUUACGUCCGGGGACGUUUAAUUUUAUUCAUAUACAGGUGCUGGUCAUAUAAUUAGAAU